Clarias gariepinus (North African catfish) is the source of this 4330-nucleotide messenger RNA. RefSeq names its product NADH-ubiquinone oxidoreductase chain 1-like. Gene Ontology annotation, molecular function: NADH dehydrogenase activity. NCBI's taxonomy places the organism in Eukaryota, Metazoa, Chordata, Actinopteri, Siluriformes, Clariidae. Gene Ontology annotation, biological process: aerobic respiration. The record is from RefSeq and is a predicted model, not a curated record. Gene Ontology annotation, cellular component: membrane. The transcript has a single exon.
AUGGCAGAGCCCGGCAAUUGCAAAAGGCCUAAGCCCUUUCACCCGGAGGUUCAAAUCCUCCUCUUAAUUAUGAUAACCCUUCUAAUAACACACAUUAUUAAUCCCCUAGCAUACAUCGUACCAGUACUAUUAGCACUAGCCUUCCUGACACUCCUAGAACGCAAAGUACUAGGAUACAUACAACUACGCAAAGGCCCCAAUGUAGUAGGCCCAUAUGGCCUACUACAACCAAUCGCAGAUGGUGUAAAACUAUUUAUUAAAGAACCCAUCCGCCCAUCAACCUCUUCACCUUUCCUCUUCCUAACAACCCCGGUACUAGCCCUCACCCUCGCCCUAAUACUAUGAACCCCCAUACCAAUCCCAAACCCAGUAGCAGAUAUAAACCUAGGUAUACUAUUCAUUCUAGCCCUAUCCAGCCUAGCAGUAUACUCCAUCCUAGGAUCAGGAUGAGCAUCCAAUUCAAAAUACGCCCUAAUCGGAGCACUACGAGCAGUUGCCCAGACCAUUUCUUAUGAAGUAAGCCUGGGACUAAUUCUAUUAUCCACCAUUAUCUUUACCGGAGGUUUCACUUUACAAAUAUUUAACACAACCCAAGAAGCCAUCUGACUAAUAUUACCUGCUUGACCACUAGCUGCCAUAUGAUACAUCUCCACCUUAGCAGAGACAAACCGAGCACCUUUCGACCUCACAGAAGGAGAAUCAGAACUAGUAUCAGGCUUCAACGUAGAAUAUGCAGGAGGCCCAUUCGCAUUAUUCUUCCUAGCCGAAUACGCCAACAUCCUACUAAUAAAUACACUAUCCACAAUUCUAUUUCUAGGUGCCACUUAUACCCCUAUCACCCCAGAAUUAGCUUCCAUUAACAUUAUAACAAAAGCAGCACUACUUUCAGUCCUAUUCCUAUGAAUUCGAGCAUCCUACCCACGAUUCCGAUAUGACCAACUCAUACAUCUCGUAUGAAAAAACUUCCUACCAAUAACACUAGCACUUAUCCUAUGACAUGCCGCCUUACCAAUUGCAUUUACAGGAUUACCCCCACAACUGUAACCCCAGGAGCUGUGCCUGAACGCCCAAGGGCCACUUUGAUAGAGUGACUUACGAAGGUUAAAAUCCUUCCAGCUCCUUAGAAAGAGGGGACUCGAACCCAUAUCAUGGAGAUCAAAACUCCAAGUGUUUCCAUUACACCACUUCCUAGUAAGAUAAGCUAAUUAAAGCUUUUGGGCCCAUACCCCAAAAAUGUAGGUUAAAAUCCUUCUCUUACCAAUGAGCCCCUACGUCAUUAUAAUCCUAUUAUCAAGCUUGGGACUAGGCACAACCCUAACCUUUAUAAGCUCCCAUUGAUUACUAGCCUGAAUAGGACUAGAAAUUAAUACAUUAGCGAUCCUCCCCCUAAUAGCCCAACACCACCACCCACGAGCCGUAGAAGCAACAACCAAAUACUUUUUAGCACAAGCAGCAGCAGCAGCCACAAUCCUAUUCGCCAGCACUAUAAACGCUUGAAACACAGGAGAAUGAAACAUCUCAUGUCUAACAGACCAAACCGCCGUCACACUAACCACUAUAGCAUUAGCACUAAAAGUAGGACUAGCCCCAAUACACUUCUGAAUACCACCCGUAAUACAAGGACUAGACCUCACAACAGGCCUAAUUAUAGCCACCUGACAAAAACUAGCACCAUUCUCCCUAAUUAUUCAAAUAGCCCCACUAACACACCCACAACUACUAACCGCCCUAGGCUUAGCAUCCGUAUUUAUUGGGGGCUGAGCAGGACUCAAUCAAACCCAACUACGAAAAAUUAUAGCCUACUCAUCCAUCGCACACCUAGGAUGGAUAAUUACCAUUACACAAUUCAAACCAGAAUUAACAAUUCUCACACUAAUCAUAUACAUUAUCAUAACCUCAGCAACCUUCCUAACAUUCAAACUAAUAGGAGCAACAAAAAUCAACACACUAGCAAUAAACUGACCAAAAACCCCAAUCAUCACAGCAACCACUGCCCUAACACUACUAUCCCUCGGAGGACUACCCCCAUUAACAGGAUUUAUACCAAAAUGACUAAUCCUACAAGAACUCACAACACAAAAUUUACCACUCACCGCAACAAUUAUAGCCCUCAGCGCCCUACUAAGCCUAUAUUUCUACCUACGAUUAUGCUACGCAAUAACCCUAACAAUUUCACCAAAUACAAACAACUCAUCAACCCCCUGACGCCUACAAAAUAACCAAAACACCAUCCUAUUAGCAAUAUUCAUAACCACCACACUCCUACUACUACCACUCACACCACUAGUUCAAGCACUAGUCAACUAGAGAUUUAGGAUAACACCAGACCAAAAGCCUUCAAAGCUUUAAGUAGGAGUGAAAAUCUCCUAAUCUCUGUCCUAAGACUUGCAGGACUCUAUCCCACAUCUUCUGAAUGCAACCCAGACACUUUAAUUAAGCUAAAGCCUUACUAGAUGAGAAGGCCUCGAUCCUACAAACUCCUAGUUAACAGCUAGGCGCCCAAACCAGCGAGCAUUCAUCUACUUUCCCCGCCGCCUACACAUAAGGCGGGGAAAGCCCCGGCGGGGGUUUAACCUGCAUCUUUAGAUUUGCAAUCUAACAUGUUAUACACCACAAGGCUUUAAAACUGAUUGAUAGGAAAAGGACUCAAACCUUUGUUCAUGGAGCUACAAUCCACCGCCUAACCCUCGGCCAUCCUACCUGUGACGAUCACGCGCUGAUUUUUCUCAACCAACCAUAAAGACAUUGGCACCCUUUAUCUAGUAUUUGGUGCCUGAGCCGGAAUAGUCGGCACAGCCCUUAGCUUGUUAAUCCGGGCGGAACUAGCACAACCCGGAGCCCUUUUAGGAGACGACCAGAUUUAUAAUGUUAUUGUUACUGCACAUGCCUUCGUAAUAAUCUUCUUUAUAGUAAUACCAAUUAUGAUUGGUGGCUUCGGAAACUGACUAGUGCCACUAAUGCUAGGGGCUCCUGAUAUAGCAUUCCCACGAAUAAAUAACAUAAGCUUCUGACUACUUCCCCCAUCAUUCCUAUUGCUACUCGCCUCAUCAGGUGUUGAAGCAGGGGCUGGGACAGGGUGAACAGUAUAUCCACCCCUUGCAGGAAACCUCGCACAUGCAGGAGCUUCCGUAGAUUUAACUAUUUUUUCCCUACAUCUAGCAGGUGUCUCAUCAAUUCUUGCAUCUAUUAAUUUCAUUACAACUAUUAUUAAUAUGAAACCCCCAGCUAUUUCACAAUAUCAAACACCUUUAUUUGUCUGAUCAGUAAUGAUUACAGCAGUACUCCUACUGCUCUCCCUCCCCGUACUAGCAGCAGGAAUUACCAUGCUAUUAACGGACCGAAAUCUAAAUACUACAUUCUUUGACCCUGCCGGGGGAGGAGACCCAAUCCUCUACCAACAUCUCUUCUGAUUCUUCGGACAUCCAGAAGUAUAUAUUCUAAUUCUACCAGGUUUCGGAAUAAUUUCCCAUAUUGUAGCCUACUACUCGGGCAAAAAAGAACCAUUCGGCUAUAUAGGAAUGGUUUGAGCAAUAAUAGCAAUCGGCCUUCUAGGGUUCAUUGUAUGAGCCCAUCACAUAUUUACAGUAGGAAUAGAUGUAGACACCCGAGCAUAUUUUACGUCUGCAACAAUAAUCAUUGCAAUUCCAACAGGUGUAAAAGUAUUUAGCUGAUUAGCCACACUACAUGGAGGAUCUAUUAAAUGAGAGACUCCAAUACUUUGGGCCCUAGGAUUCAUCUUCCUAUUCACCGUAGGUGGACUUACCGGAAUCAUAUUAGCCAAUUCGUCCCUAGAUAUCAUAUUACAUGAUACCUACUACGUAGUAGCCCACUUCCACUAUGUACUAUCAAUAGGAGCUGUCUUUGCCAUUAUGGGAGCCUUCGUACACUGAUUCCCCCUAUUUACAGGAUACACAAUACAUGAUACAUGAACAAAAAUCCACUUCGGAACAAUAUUUGUGGGAGUAAACUUAACAUUCUUCCCACAACACUUCCUAGGCCUAGCCGGAAUACCACGACGAUACUCAGACUAUCCAGAUGCCUAUUCACUAUGAAACAUCAUUUCUUCUAUUGGAUCAAUGGUAUCUAUAGUAGCAGUUGUAAUAUUCCUAUUUAUUUUAUGAGAAGCAUUUGCCGCAAAACGAGAAGUUCUAUCUGUUGAACUAACUGCCACAAACGCAGAGUGACUCCACGGAUGUCCACCACCAUACCACACAUUUGAAGAACCUGCUUUUGUACAAGUACAAACUAACUAACGAGAAAGGAAGGAAUCGAACCCCCGUAAACUAGUUUCAAGCCAGUCACAUAUCCACUCUGUCACUUUCUUUAAUAA